Molecule: messenger RNA, 2235 nt
Organism: Dracunculus medinensis (Guinea worm)
Lineage: Eukaryota; Metazoa; Nematoda; Chromadorea; Rhabditida; Dracunculidae
Source: the annotation of a GenBank genome assembly
AUGUCGAAAUGUAUUGAAAUGUAUGAUUCUGAACAUGGAAUAAUGUAUUUACGUUUGAUGGAAAUGCUAGUAAUAUGGUUUGCUAUUCCGAUGAAUUCUCAUAAAAUAUCAAAUAUAAGGGAUGUUGAGGCUGAAAUGGUAACAUAUCAGGUGAAGCCUUACGUCUCUGGUAUACGACUUGUAAAUUUACCGAAUCAAAAUGAUUUCAUAACCUAUUCAGAAGCUGGAGAAAGUAUAAUUUAUCCGGAGUCGACUUUACGAGUCGUUUUAUUUGGUUAUCACCUUGACAGAAUUGGAACUAUCUCAUUAACGACUGAUAAUUGUUUUAAUUCAAUUUCGCAAAUAACACAUUCUGAAUUCAUCGUUCAGACAAUGAAACGAAUUGAUUUUGUAGCACAUUUUGCUGAAUCAGAUGCACCUUAUCGCAUAUGUUAUAAGGAAAGGAUUAGCAGUAAAGAAUCAAGCGAAGAAGAAGAAGAUAUGAUUAUGUUAGAUGAAAUGAGAACGUGGAUCAGUACAGAAAAACCGACCAGAAUUUAUUAUUUACCUAUUUACUUGCAAAUAGGCAUAAUUUUUGUAUUAUUCUGCAUGUCCGCUCUGUUUUCGGGUCUAAAUCUUGGCUUAAUGGCUCUAUCUCCUCAAGAACUUUUACUUAUUCAAAAAUCAGCAUCGUUUGGUAUUGUUGUUAUUGGAGAAAUAAUUCCUCAAAGCAUCUGUGUUAAAAAAGGUUUGGCAGUUGGUGCUUAUACUAUUUGGUUAACGCGUACAUUUAUGAUAUUAACCUUUCCUUUAUCAUAUCCGAUAAGCAAAGUGCUCGAUGUUUUCUUAGGUGAGGAAUCCCCCGUCUAUGAUCGUUGCAACGCCGAAAAUGAAGAAUUGGCAGAUGAUUUAAAGAUAGCUGUUGGUGCAAUGGAAAUCUGUGAUAAAACAGUUGGCGAUGUUCUUACAAAAAUUGAAGUAAAUUAUAAAAUCACACUUUCUGAGUUGAAAGUUAUGAGAGAUGUUUUUAUGAUACCAGAAAGUAUGCCUCUGGAUGCUGCUAAUAUUGCAGCGAUAAUUCGUCGCGGAUAUUCAAGGAUACCAGUUUAUAAAGACGACGAUAGAAAUCAUAUUGUUUCACUACUGAUGAUAAAAGACCUUGCUCUCAUAGACCCCCGCGAUAAUUUUACUGUUCGAACAGUUUGUGAUUUUUAUAAUUAUCCGCUAAGAUUUGUUAACAAUCAGUCUUCGCUACGUUCGAUGCUUGAAGAGUUCAAAGAGGGAAAUUAUCAUUUAGCAAUUGUGGAGAGCGUUUAUACCAUAUAUGAUCCAAAAACGGGAGAACGUCGGAGAGAGUUACUGGGCAUCGUCACUUUAGAAGACAUUGUUGAAGAAAUCUUACAAGCAGAGAUAGUCGAUGAAAGUGAUGCUAUCACUGAUAAUGUCUACAGGUCAAGGCGAAUUUAUAAAAAAGAUCCAAAUAUCACAAAAAUUCUCGCACAUGAAGAAUUUUCUAAAGAACUAUCAUUAGCAAUGGAAAGAAUGGUGAUUUAUUGGCUAAAACAAUCACAUUCUAUAUUUGCGGACGAAUAUAUCGACCAUAGAGCACUUUCCUCUUUGCUCAGAAGAAAUAUCAAACAAGUUGAUCUCUCGUAUUCACCAAGGAUAUUUGGCAAUUUAGUCUCAAAAGGUGAUCGUGUGCAUUUGUAUCAUUUUAAUAAACCUUCGCAUAGAUUUAUAGUGAUCAUCGAAGGACGAGCUAUUGCAAGUUAUGGAAAUAUGGAAUUUGAGACGGGCCCAUGGAAUUCGUAUGGUUACGAGAUACUUGAUCAGUUAGAUGAAUUAAUUAGUGGCGAAACGAGCGUUGAUAAAUUAUCUAUGAGUGAUUCCAUACAAUUUAUUCCUGAUUUCGAUCUUUAUGUCAAUGAAUUUUGCCGAUUUUUGCAAAUCAAUAGCACGUCAUAUCUGAAUGCUUUUGAAGUUACAAAAAUUGCGCGUGCAACUCGGUUCGGAAAGCUAUUAGGAUCAAAUCGAACUUUGACCGCCCUGAAAACUUCGAAGCGUUUGGAUAAAUCAGGCUUUCCUCGUGGAGUAUCAGAAACAAUUUUAAAACAAUUAGUUCCGAAGACUGCAUUAAACGGCAUCUUAUCUUCUGAUAUACUCACAGCAAAGCGGCGAUCAAAUAGCGAUUCGAUUCACGUUUUUGAUGCUCGAAUCAGUGAACUUCAAAAAAUUGAAGCAGUGACGAACGUAUAA